Staurois parvus is the source of this 522-nucleotide messenger RNA. Lineage: Eukaryota; Metazoa; Chordata; Amphibia; Anura; Ranidae. The record is from the annotation of a GenBank genome assembly.
GUGGGCACCGAGUCACCAGGCAGUGGGCUCCGGGCACCAGGAGUCACCAGGCACGACAGCGGGUGGGCAUCCGAUCGUCUGGUCAACUGGCAUGACCGCGGGCACUGGGUCAGACAUUGGAUCGCUUGACAGCGGGCUGGUCACCAGGCGGCAGCGGGCACUGGGCAUCGGGUCACCAGGCAUGACAGCUGGCGGGCACUGGGUCAUCAGGCAUUGGAUCGUCUGGCUCGACAGCGGGCAUCGGGGGUCACCAGGCAUACAGCGGGCACCGGGUCAUCAGGUACCGGAUCGUCUGGAUCGACAGCAGGCACCGGGUCAUCUGGCGUUGGAUCAUCUGGCUUGACAGCGGGCAUCGGGUCACCAGGCAUGACAGCGGGCACUGGGUCAUCAGGUACCGGAUCGUCUGGAUCGACAGCGGGCAUCGAGUCAGCUGGCCUAAUAGGAUCAUCAGGCUGGAUCAGUUCAUCAGGCUGGGCAUCAGGCUGGGAGGCAUCAGGCUGAAUUGUGGGCGCCGCAGGCACC